Messenger RNA from Acaulospora morrowiae, 1110 nucleotides. NCBI's taxonomy places the organism in Eukaryota, Fungi, Glomeromycota, Glomeromycetes, Diversisporales, Acaulosporaceae. The record is from the annotation of a GenBank genome assembly.
AUGGAGUACGAAGACGUUUUGAUGAACCAGCCCGUUGUUAUUGACAAUGGCUCGGGAGUCAUUAAGGCAGGGUUUGCUGGUGAAGAAAUCCCGAAAUGUUUUAUCCCAUCUUAUGUUGGUAGGCCAAAACAUGUACGAAUUAUAGCAGGUGCUGUGGAGGGAAAAGUUUUCAUUGGACGAAAAGCGCAAGAGUUAAGAGGACUGCUCAAAAUAAGAUACCCGAUCGAACAUGGUAUUGUGUCUGACUGGGAUGAUAUGGAACGUAUAUGGAAAUAUCUUUAUGAAGAGGAAUUAAAAACCGCAUCGGAAGAACAUCCAGUGCUUCUUACGGAGGCGCCGCUUAAUCCUAGAAAAAAUCGAGAGGAUGCGGCCCAAAUGUUUUUUGAGACAUUUAAUGUUCCCGCUUUGUUCGUCUCGCUUCAAGCCGUUCUGAGUCUUUAUUCGUCCGGAAGAACUACUGGUAUUGUCCUUGAUUCGGGUGAUGGCGUGACUCACGCAGUUCCCGUUUAUGAAGGAUUUGCGCUUCCUCACGCAAUGCGAAGAAUCGAUAUUGCUGGAAGGAAAUUACUUCUCCGCAAGGCGGGUUAUAACUUCCAUACGACAGCCGAGAAAGAGGUCGUUCGUAUUAUUAAGGAAAAGACAUGCUAUGUUGCAAUCAACCCGGCAAAGGAAGAAAAAGAAAUGUCCGGAAAAUUUGAUGAUUUUACUCUGCCUGAUGGCAAUGUUGUCAAGUUGGGCAACGAAAGAUUCAAAGCGCCAGAGAUCUUGUUUAAUCCUGAAUUAAUUGGGCAAGAAUACGCCGGCAUUCACCAAGUUUUGGUCGAUUCUAUCAAUAGAGCCGACCUUGAUUUAAGAAAGGCGUUAUUUGCCAACGUUGUUUUGUCGGGUGGCUCGACACUCUACAAACACUUUGGAACAAGGUUGUUAGAAGAGGUAAGAAGAUUAGCCGUGAAAAACAUUAAAGUCAAGAUCUCUGCACCACAAGAACGAAAAUACAGUACAUGGAUUGGAGGAUCUAUAUUGGGCGCACUGAGCACAUUCAAGAAGAUGUGGGUUUCAGCUGAAGAAUAUCAGGAAGAUCAGGAUAUUAUUCAUAAGAAAAGUUUCUAA